Messenger RNA from Lactuca sativa (garden lettuce), 765 nucleotides. Lineage: Eukaryota; Viridiplantae; Streptophyta; Magnoliopsida; Asterales; Asteraceae. The record is from RefSeq and is a predicted model, not a curated record.
AUGGUAAAGCAAAUAAUAUCUUCUUCAAACUUCUUAUUUUUCUCGUUAGCUCUACUAAUCAUCACACCAUCCCCCAUACAAAAUUUUGGUUCUGCUACAUUGGAGGAAGCCAAUGGUAUUCUUAAAUGGAAAGCAAGCCUUGAAAUCCAAAACAAUUCGUUUCUCUCUUCAUGGAUUUCCCUCCCUUUGAAUUCCAGUGCUUUAGUUCCAUGCACUUCUUGGUCUGGAGUAGUUUGCAAUGCUGAUGGGAGCAUUCACAGGUUGAACAUCAGUUCAUUUGGCUUAAAAGGUACACUCCACCAAUUUCCAUUCUAUUUGCUACACAAUCUUACGCAUUUUGAUCUCUAUGACAACAACUUCUCUGGCCCCAUCCCAUCAGAAAUCCGACUCCUCUCCAAACUUGUAUAUCUUGAUUUUUCAGUGAAUCGGUUUUCUGGAGUAAUCCCACCUGAAAUUGGGAUGCUAGCCAGUCUUGAGUACCUCGAGAUGUCUUUAAAUAACCUGACUGGUUCAAUACCACAAGAGAUCGAUCGAUUAACAUGUCUCUAUGAACUAGGAUUGGCCAAUAAUCUUCUUCAAGGAGAAGUACCUCUAACAUUGGGAAAUUUGACAAACUUAGCUUAUCUAUAUCUCCAUAAUAAUAGUUUAUGUGGUCCUAUACCACCUAAUCUUGGGAAUUUGAAGUCUCUCACUUAUCUUGUGAUGAUCAACAAUCACUUUAGUGGUUCUAUUCCUUCAUCACUUGCCAAUCUGAGCAACCUAUGA